This is a messenger RNA of Hibiscus syriacus, 1965 nucleotides long. RefSeq names its product (3S,6E)-nerolidol synthase 1-like. Gene Ontology annotation, biological process: diterpenoid biosynthetic process. The record is from RefSeq and is a predicted model, not a curated record. The coding region runs from base 34 to 1800 and encodes 588 amino acids. NCBI's taxonomy places the organism in Eukaryota, Viridiplantae, Streptophyta, Magnoliopsida, Malvales, Malvaceae. The transcript has 7 exons. Gene Ontology annotation, molecular function: terpene synthase activity; magnesium ion binding.
CUCACAAAUUAGCAACAAUCCAACGUUGUUCCAAUGGCUUUAGUUUCAACACUUUCUUUCUCGCCCCCGAAUUCUCCCAUUAUCAUGAACAAAACCCCACGAAUUAUCCACAAUUCCAGCGUUGUCCCUCCUUCAUCGUCGCCUAGGAUACCUAGAUGCAUCGUUGUUCCAGAUCACAGUUUGGCCCCUACACCCUCACAAUACUUCGACCGCACAUAUGGACAUCCCAUUAUCACUUUUGGACAGCAGGAUGAGUUUAGGGUUGAGCAUGCAAACAAAUUGGAGACGUUCAAGCGUAUAUUUGGAGAGGUUAGUGAAGACCCAUUACAAGGUCUGGCCAUGACCGAUGCUAUCCAACGACUAGGAAUCGACCACCAUUUCCAGCAUGAGAUUGAACAAGUUCUGCAAAGGCAGUAUAUGCUAUCAGGCGAUAACUAUGUUCAUAACUGCGACCUUCACGAGGUUUCCCUUCGGUUUCGAUUGCUCAGACAAGGAGGCUACUUUCUCCCUGCAGGAGUGUUCAACAGGUUCAAAGACAAGGAAGGAAGUUUCAGACAUGAACUCUGCAUGGACAUCAAGGGAUUGAUCGAAUUGUACGAAGCUUCACAACUUGAAAUUGAAGGAGAAGAUGUUCUUGAUGAAGCAAGAGAAUUUAGUUUCAAGAACCUGAGUAAAUGGCAAGAUUCAAAGGGGGGCCAUAUUUCUAAUACACUGGACCAACCUAUUCAUAAAAGCCUGCCGAGAUUGAAAGCCAGAAACUUGCUAACCAGUGAUUUACAAGCCACAAAUGGAUGGUUAAACAUCCUCCAAGAUGUAGCCAAAAUGGAUUUCAAUCUAGUUCAGUCCUUGCAUCAGAGAGAAAUAGCUCACGUUUCCGAUUGGUGGAAGCAGCUGGGUUUAGCAAAGGAAUUGGGGUUUGCAAGGGACCAACCAAUGAAAUGGUACAUUUGGUCCAUCACUUGCCUCACUGAUCCAACUUUGUCUGAACAAAGGAUUGAUCUCACAAAGGCCAUUUCUUUAAUCUAUGUAAUAGAUGAUGUUUUUGAUGUUUAUGGGACACUUGAUGAACUCACUCUCUUCGUGCAAGCUGUGGAGAGGUGGGAUUGUGGAGCAAGUGAUGGGCUGCCGGAUUACAUGAAACUAUGCUUCAAAGCUCUUGAUGAUAUCACCAAUGAAAUUAGCCAAAAGGUGCACGAGGAAUAUGGUCGCAACCCUAUCGACUCAUUAAGGAAGGCGUGGAAAACUUUGUUCAGAGCAUUUUUGGUAGAAGCAAGAUGGUUUGGUUCAGGGAAGUUCCCAAAGGCUAGGGAGUAUUUGGAGAAUGGAAUCAUUAGCUCCGGUGUACAUAUAGUUUUGGUUCACAUCUUCUUCCUCCUUGGGCUCGGCUCGACUGAUCAAAAUGUCGAGAUAAUCGACAACAAUCCAUCCAUCAUCUCCACCACUGCAGCAAUCCUUCGACUCUGGGAUGAUUUAGGAAGUGCUAAAGAUGAGAACCAAAACGGACACGACGGAUCCUACGUCGAUUGCUACAUGAAAGAACACCAAGACAUCGAGAUCGAAAGCGCGAGGCAACAUGUUAUCGAUAUGAUUUCGGAUGCAUGGAAAGCCCUCAACCAAGAAUGCCUUUCCCGGGAAUCGUUUUCCAUGACUUUCUGCAAGGCUUCCUUGAAUAUUGCAAGGAUGGUUCCGUUGAUGUAUAGUUACGACGAAAAGCAACGCCUUCCGAGCUUGGACGAGUACAUUAAGUCCCUACUCUAUCAAAGUGUACCCAUGAAAACUCUUUUCCCAACAAAAAUUUAAACAAAAAUCAACAGUUCCAAAAUUAGAGGAUUUCAUGAGUACAACGUGAUGAGUUUCUCCGGUUGUUCUAUAUGAUGAAAGUUAAUUAUGUUCUUGAACUACUAUAUGAUCAAUCAGCUGUUCUGUACGCAUGCCUGAUAAAGUAUUGUAUUCUAAAAUAAUCAC